Messenger RNA from Penicillium salamii, 1056 nucleotides. NCBI's taxonomy places the organism in Eukaryota, Fungi, Ascomycota, Eurotiomycetes, Eurotiales, Aspergillaceae. The record is from the annotation of a GenBank genome assembly.
AUGAGCGCAUACGCCAAAGAGCUCCAAUUGGCCAGCCUUGCCGUCCAAAGAGCAGCCCUCCUGACCGAAAAGCUCCUCUCAGCCGUGGACAAAGGCGCCCUAGACAAGAGCGAUGACUCCCCAGUGACAAUUGCCGAUUUCGCCGCCCAAGCCUCCAUAAUCGCAGCCAUCCACCAUGUCUUCCCAGACGAUGACAUAGUCGGCGAAGAAGACGCCACCGCCCUCCGCGCAGACCCAGUCCUCCUAGAGCGAACCUGGGACCUAGCGACAUCAGUGCACCUAGACGAUCCCGCCAGCGAGGCCCAGCUGCACACCCCCGCGACCCGCGACGAGCUCCUGGAUCUCAUUGAUCUAGGCGCAAAGGGCGCUUGCACACCCACUUCCCGGACCUGGACUCUUGACCCGGUGGACGGCACGGCGACUUUCAUUCGGGGCGAGCAGUAUGUUGUUUGUUUGUCGUUGGUUGAAAAUGGGGUGCAGAAAGUGGGGGUCCUGGGGUGUCCGAAUUUGAGGGCUUCGGGCCGUGUGGCGGAGGAAUUGGUGGAUCGGGAUGGUCAUGGGCAGAUGCUUGCUGCUGUUUUGGGACAGGGUGUUUCGAUUCGGCCUUUGGGGACGGGUGCUUUGCUUCCUGCUCGGGUUGUUGAGAAGGUUCCUCAGAUUACGGAUUCGGCGCGGGUGAGCUUUAUUGAUACGCGGGCUGCGAAGACGCAGGAUUUGGAGGCGCAUGGUCGGGUUGCGGCUGCGUUGGGUUGUCCUUGGCCGAAUCCGGUGGAUUUGUGGUCGGCGCAGAUGCGUUAUGUGGCCAUUGCGGUGCAGGGUGGUUGUAAUGCUUUUAUUAAAAUGCCUUUGUCGGAGGGGUAUCGGUCGAAGAUUUGGGAUCAUGCUGGUGGCAUGUUGAUUGUGCAGGAGUUGGGUGUUGUUGUCACUGAUCUCGAGGGGAGACCGGUGGAUUGUUCGCAGGGACGCACAUUGGCGACUUGUCAUGGAAUGGUUGUUGGUCCGGCCUCGGUGCAUGGGAGGAUACUGGAGGCUGUGAGGGAAACUCGCGGGUUGUAG